This is a messenger RNA of Rhopalosiphum padi (bird cherry-oat aphid), 9881 nucleotides long. RefSeq names its product G-protein coupled receptor moody. Lineage: Eukaryota; Metazoa; Arthropoda; Insecta; Hemiptera; Aphididae. Gene Ontology annotation, molecular function: G protein-coupled receptor activity. Bases 438 to 1889 code for a protein of 483 amino acids. The record is from RefSeq and is a predicted model, not a curated record. The transcript is spliced from 5 exons. Gene Ontology annotation, biological process: G protein-coupled receptor signaling pathway. Gene Ontology annotation, cellular component: membrane.
UAAUACUUUUUAUGUUAUUUGCUCGACUGCUAUUGGGGUGCGCAAACGCCGCGUUUGCCGGUAGGGGGGUCUUUGCCCUCUGUUACCGAUAACGACGAGCAAUCCCUACGACCACAUGGUAGUCACGCCGCAGCCGCCGAGGUUCAAACGUCAUUCACCGAUUCACGAGGCUCUGUCUCAAAAACUUGUACAUCAAUCGCGAUGUUUUUCCUUGGUACUCUUCUAUUAAAUUAUUACGAUAAUUGUUUUGUUAUUAUAAUCAAAAAUUUCAUGAAAAGUCAUACAUUAUUUUGUAUUCUAUCAAAAUAUACCGAAUCUAAAAUACAAUUUUCUUAAGUGCAAUACAAUUAAAUACCUUUUAUGAGUCCCACGACGUUAUCAUGAAACCUUAUCGUUUGCUAAAUGUUAUGUCUUAAUGACUUGAAUUUAAACCCGCAAUGAUCAGAGACUGGGCUAUGCAUCGAUUUUUCACAAACAAUGGUCUAACAGACAAAAACCGUAGUUUGGAUGAUUAUCAUCGGGAGAAUGUGUCGGAAGUUGCUAACAACCACGACUGGCAAAAUGAAUUGGAGACAGAACUGUUUCAAGGAUAUUCGCCUGCCCUCUUAACGUUUGCUAGUAUAUGCUGUGUAAUUUAUAUGAUGGUUGGUGUGCCUGGAAAUCUUAUCACUAUCAUCGCUUUGUUUAGAUGCAAAAAGGUGCGUAACGCAACAGCCGUAUUCAUCAUCAACCUCAGCGUAUCAGAUUUGAGUUUUUGUUGCUUCAACUUACCUCUGGCUGCGUCUACGUUCUGGUAUAGAUCGUGGAUACACGGUCAAUUGCUUUGCCGUCUCUUCCCAUUAGUCAGAUAUGGGUUAUUAGCCGUAUCUCUAUUUACCAUUCUGGCUAUAACCAUAAAUCGAUACAUUAUGAUUGGACAUCCAUCGCUCUACCCAAAGAUGUAUAAGAAAUUCUAUUUGGGCGUUAUGGUUACGGUCACUUGGGUAGGUGGUUUUGGGUUACUAGUUCCCACGUGGCUUGGAAAAUGGGGCCAAUUCGGUUUAGAUGUGACCGUUGGCUCGUGCUCCAUACUUCCAGACUCUGUCGGUCGAUCGCCAAAGGAAAUCCUUUUCAUGGGUGCAUUUGUGGUGCCUUGCUUGUCUAUUGUGGUGUGUUACGCUCGAAUUUUCUAUAUCGUCCGAAAAACAGCUCUCAAGUCACGGGCUACAGUGACAACUAAUCCACGUAACACGAUGAAUUCCAAUCCAUCGGACACUACACCCUAUUACACUCUUAAGACCCGCUUCAAGGUGCCCGAGAUAUCCACAGACUCGGCCAUCGGGUCCAGUACAGCUACCGGAACGUGCUCCACUACCGACUCAAAGGAACAAAAUUUCCUUUCCCCACAUGACAUUAUCGCCGAUCCAAGUUCGUCAGGACUCGAAGACAGUUAUUCACCGAUAUCCUUUUCUGAUCGCAGGAGUACCAGACGACGUGACCGUUCACCAUCAUCCGCACUGAACGCCACUAUCACUCAAGUCGUAUCAGCGGUUUUUCAGACAAAAGAGGACUCCUCUCCAAGAACACGCAAACAGAGCGCAAUUGGUGUUGACAGGAUGUCGUCGAAAGACAAGAAGCUGCUAAAAAUGAUCCUUGUUAUAUUUAUAUCAUUUGUCACGUGCUAUUUGCCGAUCACCAUUAGCAAGACAUCACAUGAACUGGACGACUUGCACGUUCUAAACAUAACUGCAUAUGUCCUAAUAUAUUUAACUACGUGCAUCAAUCCAAUUAUUUAUGUAGUCAUGAGCUCAGAGUACCGUCAAGCGUACAAGAACCUGUUGAUGUGCAAAAGUUCACUGGAACAACAGCAGACUCACAGAGGAGUGACUAAAAAACUGUCUGGUCCAUAAGCAUAAGUUUACAAUUAGAUUAAAAUAAGAAUAUUUUUAAAAUGUAAAGCGUACAUGGUAAGAUUAUUAAUUUAGAGAUUACACCUAAUAUAACCAUACCGUUCUAUGUUUAUACCAAUGUAUUACAUUAUCCGGUAUAUCAUUAGUAUAUCCAUCGUGUCGAUAAAUAUUAUCACUGCCUUGAAUAGAUAGUUUUGGUACUAAAAUAAACAAUUACUAAACAAUUAUAAUAGGACAUAGACAUACAUGUUAUGGUUUACCUCAAAAAUGUAACUACAAAGUUAUAUUUCAAUAAAAAUAAAACAUACCAAACGUAUUUUUACUAACAGUCAAAUGUUGCCAUCUACAUUAAUACUAUUAAAUGCGCUAGGGCAGAAACAUAAUCGUACACAAACGAACGUAUUAUUUAACGAGGAACCAACCCUUAGAAAGUUACAUAUUUUGUAAAAUAUACCCCAGUACCAAUGUACAUAAUGUACAUUUUGGCGAUAUCCAUUCAACGUUAAUCGGUCAAUAUCUCUAAAUAUUAAGAUAAUCAUACAAUUUAUAGUUACUCAGUUUUUUAUUUUUAUUAGUCACAAAAUCAUCCUCCAUCACUCUAUGCACACCUAAUAAAUAUCAUCAUCUUAUGGUUUUAAAAUUAUAACGUACAGCCGUACAGGUAAUUUAUUAUUUAAAUAUCGAAUAUAAUAUUAUCAUACAUUUAUUUUUAUUUUAAACUAAAUAAUUUGAGCUAUUGACUGAUGUACAUUAAAAUUAUCGAUCUAUGUAAAUAAUUUAAUAUAUUCCUAUGAAAAACGAGUAAGUCGAAAAUCCAAACUUCUUACUACGAAUAACCAAAACUUUAUAAAUAUAUAUAUAUAUAUAAUUUACAACAUUAUUCGAUUAACGUACGUUACUUGUAAUUACUAUAAAUUAAGUUCCAUUAUUAGACGAAUUAAUUAUAUCGGUGUUUCAGUAGUUAAAUUCUCUUGUAAAUUAACUCGUAAAUAUAUUUUGACGUUAAUAAAUUAUCCCGAUUCAUACGUAAUCAAAUCGAACUUGUAGAAGUGCUUUUUACUACUUAAUAGUUUAUAGCCAUACAAGAAACGAUUUGUAGUUUUAAGAUAUAUUAUACCUAAAACGAAAAUCCGUUGGAAUUAGACCAUUUAGAAAUUGAUUAAUAUUUUAUAGAAUUGUAACUUGUUAAGGAAAAGUCCGUAUUAUUGGAGUAUAAAUAACCGGCGAAAAUUGUCCAGUGCAUAGUGAUGGUACAUAGGUUAUAGUUACACAGAUUUCCGUCACUCGAUAGCGCCGAUCAUCCGAUAUACAUAAUAUUUGGUAUAUUAUGAUAUAGCAAAAACUCUUCAACGAACGUUUAGUUAAUUAAUUUAAUUUCGAAACUAAAACUCGUACCGCGACGUUCGAUCGACCGUUUUUUCUUUCUGCACAGUACAUCGCGUACAUUACCGUCUACGCAAACAGAUAAUAAAUAUACAUGAUGGCGAUAAUAUAGCAAACAUAUCAAGAUUACUGAUAAAAAAAACACUGGUCGUACGGUCAUUGACACCAACGCAACAUAAUAAUAUAAUUGAAAUACUACGUUAUAUUAUCGUCUCAUACGUGUUUUUUCGCGUCUUUAUUGCCUAUAAAAAGUACCCAAUACUUCUUCAGCUGUCGGACUUGUACUGUUCUUAAUUUUGCAAGAAUUGUGACAUAACGUCGUUACUAUUACCGUUGGUUUUGCUAUGGACAUUUCGCCGCGCAACAUAAUAAUAUACUAAUAUCGACGUGGACAAUAAUAAUUAUUAUAAUUCUUAUUAUAUUAUAACCAUUUGUUUUUUCUAUAAUAUAUCACUGCCCCGGUCUUCUGAACCCCUCGGAGAGAGAUACGCGACGAUUGUCGAGUGACAUACUCGUCGCUAUACUACCUACGUUUGUUACCGUCCAUGUAUAAUAUUAUUUUUUUACGCGUGCGGAAAGCCAAUCACGCUGAGUUUGAAAAUCCGUUCCGUCUGUGUACGUUUAUCCGAUUCGUAUUUGCGGAUGAUAUUAUAUUUUUUCUGUAUUUCGUGAGCGGUGAGCACCUAACCCAACCUAACCGACCGAUUGAGCGAAUACUUUUCGCAUCGAAAAGAUAAUAUUAUUAUCAUACCAAAACGAUGUUAGUUUAUAUUACGUACACAUUUAUAGGCCUAUCGUUUCAGUGAUUUAACAUGGAUUAAACGGUCCCGCUGCCUUAAGCGAUGUACAAUAUUAUGUCAUGGAUUUAGUAUAGGCGCUUUUCUCGUUUUGUUUUGUUUGGUUUUUACGUUUAAACGCACGAAUAUUAUUUUCGCUUGCACGAAUGCCGCAGCGUUAUGUAGCAUAAUCCCCGUGAUUUAUAAUAUACCCUCUGUAGUGUGCAAAGAAACAAAACGCUACGCGUGUUUAUUAUUAUUACAAACAUUAUUACCCUAUGGGUUGUACCUUAUAAUAAUGUCAUACUUAGGAUAACGUUUUAUCGUCGAGGUGCUUGAUAUGUAUAUAUUAUAUACGUAUGUAGGUAUAUAAAAUAUAGAUUGGGGGAGGGGGUGUGCAUUACACGAGACUGUAUGUGACUAAAGUAGACUGAGAAUAUUACUAGUUAUCGCGUGUUUAAGACUAUGGUUAUAAAAAUAAAUAAGUAUAAAUGCUCAAGUGUGAAACGGUGUAUGUGUGUGUGUGUGUGUGUGUGUGUGUGUGUGUGUGUGUGUGUGUGUGUGUGUGUGUGUGUGUGUGUGUGUGUGUGUGUGUGUGCGUGAGAAAGAGAAGUUGUGCCUUUGUGAUCGAUAAAUAAACAUAAUACUAUUAAAAUAUAUUGUAAAAUAUUAAAAAUGAUUAAGGGAAUAAGAUCUUUGAACAUCUAUAUAACUGGAAGUGAACGAAAAUUACUGUAACCGCCGCCGCGCAAACUACGUCAACGUGACGCCUCCACCGGGUACCGCUUACAUUAAUACAGCUCACGUUUAGUUUAAAACCACCCUAUUUUGUAUACGUGACAUCUAGUUUGAUUAUACACGACUCAAUUGUGGCCUAAAGCCUGUGGAUCCAUGUCGUAGCACAACUCAUUAAGUCUCCAAAAAUCGCGUACAAAAUCGUCCGUCCGCAAAAUCGUUAAGCGUACCUAAUAUAUACAAUAUAAUUUUUUAUUUUCCUGUAGAAAUCUAUUUUUGGACGCCAGACUAACUUAUUUUAAGUUUUUCUUAUUCGUGUAAAACUUUCUCGUAGUACGGUUUUUCUACAGUAGGAAUCCACACAUGGGCGUAAUUUUUUCUUAAAAAAACAUACGUAUGAUGGUACUAUGGUCGUAUGGAUAAUACCUUAUACCUAUUACCUGUUAUGUCUCGUAUGGGAACAUAUUACAUUCGCCCUAUUAACCUAUAUAGAAACUAAUCUUAUGUCGGAGGCAUGCUCCCCCUUAAAUCCACCACUGCAACAUGAUCAUCGUCUAUGAUUUUUCUCCUCCCCGCGACCAUACACUGACGCUAUUUAAUCAUCCACUUCCUUCUCUUCAUUAAAUCCAACUAGGUCGUAUAUAACGUCGCGCUCUCCUUUGUGUGUACAUCAUAUUAUUGUUUCAGCUAUACACAGUAACGAAACGUGGUUUUGUUUCAGCUGUUUGUCAACGUCGAGUGUAGGUAUACGAUAUUAAGUAUAGUGCCGCGUGAAAUCCUCCGUCAAGGUGAGAUUAUCAACGUAUAUACUAUUUUACAAGGGAGUAGAUUAUAAUAUAUUAUUAAUACGCAAGUAUUGGUUGGUAGGGGAUUACGAGGGGUUCGUAUAUUAUUAUAACCGAAUGGAUUCGACCGAAGGCAAAGACCAACAUACACCUUUUGUACAUGAUAUAUUAUAAUCGUCUCGGGCCGCGACACGUGUAGUUUGUAAAAACCAACGAUUUCCGCAUCAUGUUGGUGUAAUACUCCGCUUUCGGAUAUUACCCACGACCCAUUUAUUUAUUUUUCAAUCACUUCCGUCCCGAACCGCGUUUUCCUAUCUUCCAUAUAUAACAUAAUAUACCGCCUUAUUUGUAUAAUAAAAAUAGAUUUUCGCAGUACAAAAUCUCGCGAAUAACUAUUUACACAAACAUGUAACAGACACAUUACAAACCUACGCUGAUUUUGUGCGGACAUACCUGCAGUCUGUGGUUUAAAUUAUAAAUACAAACAAAAAAACAGAAAAAUCUAACAAAUACACUCACCACACCUUUGAGUAUUCCAAUCGCGUCCAAAAAUGGGGUUGACAUCAAAGGCCCAGUGAUGCAGGCCUGUAAUUUCGCACGACUGAAGAUUCGCGUUUUAUUCGUAUACAUAUAAGCUAAAAUACUACAUUGCGUUAUCACCGCGUGGAAUGCCAUCACGAUAUUUUUGCAUAUAUAUAUUUUUUUAUACAUAAAUAUACAAUAUAAUACGUGACAUAUUAUUCAUGAAAACAAAAUACAGUAUAUAUAUUUUUUUUUUUAAACAAAAUUACUUUUCUUUUUUGACAAAUGUUUUUCCAAAAAAAAUAUUUUUGAAUUUACCAUGGGUUGAGCGACGAAAUAAAACUGUUACAUUUGUCACUGUACGUAUUUAUUUAUUUAUACGUGAACGAUAAAUAUGUAUGACAGAAGUUUAUAAGACUUACGACGUAAAAAUGAUUACGAAAGAUAGAAAAAAUGCAAUACCUUCCUUUUUCACGACCAAUUAUAUUCGGUAGUCGCAACCAAUGAAAUUAAACAUUUCCGCCACUAUACCUCUAUGGGUUUCGUAAAGAUAUUUAUGAUUAAUACUCAGCUAGGUUUCACCGGAAUUCGUGUGCGCUAUAUUAUAUCCUUCACGAUCGAAGUCGUCUCUGUCACUCUCUCUCUCUCUCUCUCUCCUCUCUCCCUCUCUCUGUCUCUUUCAUUCUGCUUGUAUUAUAUUGUCCGUCAUCUCUCACUUCGAAACAAUAAUCGUCGUUCCUGGCGCGUAAGCACUGAACGGCACCCUUCGAAUAAUCGCAUCAAUCAUUUCCGACAGAGCUAAUAACAGUCACCACACUCGUUUUCGAAAGAAUCGUCUACCAUCCCAUACAUAUAUUAUGUAUAUAUAUAUAUACUGUGAUUCACCAAGCAACAUACUCGUCCCAUUGAAUCACAUAAUAAUGAAUUUAUUAAAGUUUUUCUGAUUUUUCCAGUAUACCUCAAGACUAUAUUAUGAAACUUUUCAGUAUAUUUUAUAUCAUUUAAGAAUAAUAUCAUGCGGCGAUACAAAAAUUAAUUGUUAAGCAAAUGAAUGUUUCAUAAUUCUAGAUAACUAAUAUUUAAUCUAGUACUUUUAGUUCAAAUGAUUUUAAAAACUAUAACACGUUAUUGCGGAAUCAAUAUAAUGACUAUAAUUUGCAAACCAUCGUGGUUCCUAUAUCUUUUAAACCUAUUGUCAUUGUAACAUUAAUUUAAAUAACUCAAAAACUUUUCAUUCAAAUUUAAAUUUAUAUUCGUCAACAUUUUCAAAAAUAAAUCAUCUAUUUAACAAUUGUCAGUAAAAAAUGCGUAGUCAUCAUAAAAGUUAGGAUACAGGACACCCACAUAAAUCUAAGUAUUUUAAAAUAUGGUUUUGAAUAUAAACCCGCAAAAAUUCCGAAAAUCAGAGUUACAAUAAACACAUAACUAUUAACUAAAUGAAAAAAUAGGUUCCUAACACUGAGCACGCUUAGUGAAUCACUCUGUUUAGUGUUAUUAUUAUCGUGCGUGUUUUGUGUUCAUAUUUUAUCGACCGGAGCCGUGCCAUAUUGACAAAAACGUGAUAAAUACCGCAAUUACCGAAAACCGCAAUUGCGUUUACAAAACUAUACGUGUAAUUGUGUCCGAAUUGUUUUCACCGCCGGUGAGUUCGAGUGAUUAGGAUUUUCAUGUACAAUUUAUAAAUGUAUACUCGGCGUUUACCAUGUAUGUAUAGAUUCGUACAAUUAACUUUGACGGACGUCCCGAAAAGUUGAACGUGAACAUAUAAAACCGAUGUGCGGUCACUGGUCAGAACGAUUACGUGAUAUUUGUUGCGGGUACCAACGAAAAGCGUGCAUAUAUUAUGUCUGUCACGCGGUGGUUUUUUCUCGUAAUCCUAAUCAUCCGGCUCUCUCUCACUCACUUCUCUCUCUCUCUUCCUCUCCCUAGUCCCUGUAUCCGUCACGGUGGUCGUACGUGUAUAAUAAUACGCGGGCAAAAAUGGGUCAAACUGGCUAUAUGCAUCUAGCAAUAAGAAAUCCCCAAAUGAAGACCGGUGGUGGUGGCUUGUGUACGCGUAAAAUAUGCGUGUAUAUAUAUUUAUUAUCGUAUUAAUAAUUAUUAUUAUUAUUAUACGGCUUUGGCAGGGCGGCGGCGGAAGCGGCGAAACCGUUUUGUUCUGCGAAAUUAAAUUUGGCGUUUCCGUACGGGACAGGAGUGCGCUUGUGUGUGUUUUUGGGCGCGCGCGCUUUCGCGCAUUCGGCCGACAGCGAAAACUUUUAAAUUAGUCGAUUCGCCGAGACUGCGUUUCCGGUUAAAAGCUUUUGCCAGAGAUCUCCCCGCACACACACGCAGUAUAUAUAGCGCGUUUUAAUGUACGUGAAAAGAAUUCAAUAUCUGCGUGCGUGUGUACGUGUGUGCGUGUGUACGUGUGUGCGUGUGUUUGUCUGAAUGAGUAGUAUUUUUUCCAGCUUCUUUAUUUUUUUAUUUUCACAAAGAAAUUUUUAUAUUAUGUGCACUGUCGACAAACAGCUUUAGCUUGUUUUAUAUUAUAUUAAUCUAUAAAUAUGUACUUAUGCAUUAUUAAAUAUUUCAUUGCGUUGCUUUUUUUUUUUUUUGUCGCAAUAUUAUGAAAAAGUAUAUUAUGUAUGUUAUGUGCACAGCGUUUAAUGAUUAUACAUUUUUUUACAUUUAGCGCUUGUCUAUGUUGAAUUUUGACUUUUUUAUUUUUGAAACGGUUCAAACGUCCUAUGUUGAACGCGACUUUCGAUCGUAUGUCGCGUCUUAUCACGAGAUGGUGCUAUGUUGAUAGUAUUAUAUUGUUAUUGGUAACGUAAUGUAGAUCGUCCGCGCGACUACGUUCGCUAAGUCUGAAUGGGAAUUUAAUGCGCUUAAGUUUUGACAGUAUUUUAAUUAAGUUAUUCUAAAACGUAAAUUCCGUUACACUCUGUGUGUGUAUAUAUAUAUAUAAUAUUUGCUAUUAAUUAUUAUUCAUUAUUUACGCUUUUUGGAGGUUAUUUAUUUUGUUAUUUUAUAUGGGACGCGUGCUGCAGUAUGAUUCCGUUUUUAAAUAGCAAAUUGCAUAUCAUUUUAGGAAAAAUUUAUCGGCCAAAACGCAAACUACAUUGACCCCAGUGUAAUUAUUAUGAUAUUCAUAUAUUUUAUACGUUAAGCUAUAUAUUAUAUUUAUGGAUUUAUAUAUGUAAUAUGUAUGUAUAUUCAUUGGAACUAAACGGAUCCAGGAAACAUGUAAACAUAGAAAAUUAUUUUGAAACAUAAACAUAUAUUAAUAUCGAGUAUUAUUAAGUUCAGUUAUUAUUUAUUGAAUAGGUAAUGGUUUGAUUAUAUCAUUGAAAUUUAUAUAUAACGAUUUUUCAAAGUAAUACAUUUGUAACGGGAUGCACAGUUUUAUAUAUUGUAAUAUAUACUAAUAUUAUGUAUUAAUGUACCUAUUAUGUUUAGGACGAAAUAACUUUUCUACUAUUUUCUACAUUUCUAACCUAAAUAAUAUACUCUAAUCAAAAAUUGUACUCAUGUAGUAGCGUAUUAUUUAAAAAAAACGAUAAGAUAUGUUAAUUUACACAACUACUGUGUAGUCCAAUUCUAUUUUAAUUAUAAUUUGUACUUGAAGAAUAUUGAUUUUAUCAAAAGGUUUUUUUUUUCUAUUAAUGUAUUAGAAUUUUUAAUUUACAUUGUAACUUUUAUAUACAUGCAUUAUUCAAUAUUAUUUAUUAACACUACUUAUAUAUACAUAAUUUUGCUACAAUACGUCGAAACUCUGUAAAAAUAAUAAAUUAUUAUAUAUAAAUAUA